This is a messenger RNA of Plasmodium inui San Antonio 1, 3693 nucleotides long. RefSeq lists its product as hypothetical. Lineage: Eukaryota; Apicomplexa; Aconoidasida; Haemosporida; Plasmodiidae. The transcript is spliced from 4 exons. The coding region runs from base 1 to 3693 and encodes 1230 amino acids. The record is from RefSeq and is a predicted model, not a curated record.
AUGAGUCAUUUAGCUUUUUUUCACCACUUCGAAAUGAAGAAGUUUGAAAACACAGACAUUAACAAACUGAUUGAGGUAAAUCAUCCAUCAACUGACUUUUCCAAAGAUAGACGACUGGACAAGCUGUUGGAAAGGAACGAAUGGAUAAAGAAGUAUGAAUCCGUUGAGUCCGAAUGUGCAACCUUGAGGGAAAAGUUGCAUAGGAUCACUUUGAACAGCCCUGACAAAAAUGAGCAGUUGCAUGGGAACGACGCCAUACAGAGGGACAUUUCGAUGAAGUACAAAUAUAUGCAAAACCAGUGCGAAUUCCUCAGCGUCCAGCUGAACAUCCUUACCCUGGAGAAGGAUAAAGAGGAACAGAAGAACCAAGACCUGCAAUCUACGAUCGAAAAGCAGAAAAACGAAAUAAAGGGGUACAAGAAAAUUCUUGAAAAAGUAAAAAAUAUGAACAUCUCCUUCAGAAAAGAGAAAAACGAAACCGAAAAAAAAAUUUGUACCAUUAGAGACAGCGACUUAUUGAUCAGAAAUGACAACAUUCUCCUCAAAGAAAUAGUAAAAAUAAAUGACAAGCUGAUAGAGGUGAAUGAAAAAAUAAAAGACAACGUUGAGGAAGAGCUCAACAAGGCCAAAACAAAACUGUCCGUGGCCCAUGACAAAAUUGGGCGCUUCUCCGAGGCAGUGAAUCAUAUGAGGGAGAAUUUUACCAAGUACAAAAAGAGGAAAGAGAAUAUUUUGCUAAAAAUACUAACAGACAAUGAACAGUUAAAAAAAGAAUUGUGGGAAAAAAAAAUCACCGAGCAACGCAACGUCGAGUGGAACAACCAAUUGGAAGAGUACAUCACAGCCAAAGUCUUGCUGAAUUUUUACGAGGCCAAAUACAAAAUGAGCGAUUUCGUCCUACACACUGUGCUGAGAUAUGUUAUCUCCAUGGACAGUUGGGAUAAUGUCGCCGGUGGAAAAGCCCUUGAGUUGGAAAGGGCCGAUGAAGGGGAUGCAAAUUACUCCAUUUUGAAUACCCUCCUGGCAGUGCCUACCGGGGGCAAAGAGAAAAUAAAAACGGAAUGGCGCUCCGAAAACGAAAUCUACGACGAGCAAAUGAACACCCUAAAGAGAGAUCUCCUUUCGGACAAUUUCCCACAGAGGCACCAAAAAAGUAGCAAGCGGGAUCCUCCCCCCGAAGCAGAAUUUUCGGAAGACGAAAAAGAUGGUAAUAACUCCCUGGAAGCAUUCAUACGUACAACCCCGAACACAUCAAACAUUGUAAACGAUAUAUACUACCACAUGAAGCUGGUGAAGGACAUCUUAGAAACAGCCAACGUGACGCUGAUUCUGCUUGUGUACACACACGAGACGUACCUAAAGGAGCCGCUUAACCACAUCCACCAGGAUGCGUACAUCCAAAUGGAAGAAAAGGGGAACCUACGAUUUGGUGCCUACUUUUUUACCUCUCUCUCGAACUUUCUCCUAUCCGUCUUGAAAUACGUCAAUAUAGUUAGAGGCACAGACAGACACGCCCACGUCGCACUACUACAAGAGAAACAGGUAUUUACAUUGUUCUGUUUAUGCAAAUAUGUACUGGAGGAGUACGUCGAAAAGAUAAGAAUUAAACUGUUCACGUCGACGAUUGAUUACCACAUAUUGGACGUGCUGAGCGAUAAGCUCAGGGGCAUCUAUGACGAGGUCUUUCCCCACGUGGUAAGGGGAAACACCGACGGGGGGGAAGAAGAAGAAAAAAAACACCAAAAAGAAAAACAAGAAGAAGAACAACAAAAGGGAGAUACCGCAGAUGGACAAGUCCUCCCAACGGAUGUCGCACCAAAAAGUAGUAACCAUAUGGGGAGGAAAAAAAAAACGCAUGAUGAGGCAAAAAACACCAAAUUGAUAUUCUGCAGGGGUAACCAAAAUAGGGAUGGCGACUCCUCCCAGAAGGGAUGUUCUCAUCAAGAAUCUGCUGAGGAAACCACCUCGCUUGACGUCCUGGGACACUUAAAUCUCGCCACGGGGUUGAGCAUCACGUUAAUAAUCGACCAGGAUGUCUACUGUGAUGUGUUCCCCGAUACGAAUGUCAACCAGCAGAAGGAAAUAAUAACGAAAUGUCAAGAGCUGCUCAAAUUAGUGAAGGCACCCCUAAAAAUUAGCAAUUUUCAUUUCCCCUUAAAGAGGUAUAAAUUUUCUUUUAAAAAUUUUAUUAGGCACUGUGAAAGGUACCAAACGGUGGUGAUGAGCAGUGCGAACGGAGGAGGCAAUACCACACAUGGACGUACCAACACUGAAUACACAAUCAACCAGGUGAGUGUCUCCAUGCUGGACGAACUGAAAAGUAUACUGGAGGAUAUCACUAAGGUCUACUCCAUCGACGCGCAGGAACCGGGCGAUCCAUACAUACUACAAAUAUGCGGCAAACUGGUAAAGCUUUACCGAAACCAAGUGGCCGGAAGGGGGAAACAAUGCAAAGAGCAACAGGGAGAGGAGGACCUAAAACGAGAUGAACUAAUAACACAGUUACAAGACGAAGUUACACUGAACAGAGCCAAAAUAAAUGCACUUAACAAACAGCUGAACCUACUUACCAUAAGGGAAGAAAAAUACAACAAAAUCAGCAUCGAUUUGAAUGUCCUAAAGAAGGAAAAAAAUGAGUAUCUAAAUCUAAUCAGGGAACUACGCGAAAGCAAAAACGAAAACGUAAGUGAAAUCUCGCAUCUCACAAAACAUUACAAUGAUGUUAAGAAGAAGUAUAAUGACAUGUUGAAAAAUUAUGAACACAGGAAGAAGUUUUAUGCCAUCCAGAAACAAAUGGAACCGUCCAACAUUGACACCUAUUACAUGAAGAAAAUUAUAAAUAAUCUCUACUACGAGAAUUUUUUGACCAAGCUGGGUACACACUACCGCUUGUUUGGGCAAUCGCCGCUGCCCUGCGAUGAGACCUUCUGUGCCCCCUUUUCCCUCAUCGGUGCAGGUAGGAAAACUCCCUUUGGGCCCACGCCACACCUGCCGCUAUGCACACAUCACGAAGAGGAUGGCAUAUCUUCCUUAACAAACCAAAUGGGCCCCAACCAAAAGGGAUCUUCGACAAACGACACCUACUUCACGAACGAGAAGCACGCCACCCUCUACGACGAUAUAUACAAUUGCGAAAUAAUUAAAGGCAGAAUUAAUCGUGCCCAAAAGGGUUACUUUAAGAACAGACUCUACCGUACCAACACCACUUUGCGGCAAAUGCCCACCUGUCGCAAAGAAGAAAAAAACACACAAGACAUAACGGACAUCAUUGACAUAAUCGAAGAAUAUAAAAAUUUAAAAAAUGAAAUUUUCACCCAAAUGGUGAACACUCCAAAUGGGACUAAUUGCAUCUUAAGGGGGGGAAAAAAAAAGGAACAACAAAAUUGGGCACGCUUGUCGGAAAAAGUGGCUCAACUAAAAUAUGCAAUAAGGAAAUUUCACGCCGACAACAAGAGGUCAGGGUUAAAUGGAGGUCCUCCUCCCUCCGCCCGAAAUGUCCUCACCAUUUCGUUUCGGGAUAGGUCGGACAGUUGCCACGAUGGGGACACUUCGGGGGAUCACACAACCACAGAGGGGCAUCUCACCACAGAUGGAUACCACGCAACUGAAGGCAAAGCACAACAACGCUGCAACAAUGUUAUACUCACCGAACAGUCCUUUUCCUACCUCCUCCACAAUAUGUUCGAUUUGUGA